Messenger RNA from Taeniopygia guttata (zebra finch), 526 nucleotides. Lineage: Eukaryota; Metazoa; Chordata; Aves; Passeriformes; Estrildidae. The record is from RefSeq and is a predicted model, not a curated record.
GCACAACUCCUCCCUCACACCUUUGCCUCUUUCCCGGGUGUUUUCCAGAAGCCUUUUCCAGUCUCCAGGAUGUCCUGCGGUAUCCCCAGCUGCGGCGUGGCCACCCCGGCCCCUCUGGCUGACGCCACCAACGAGCCCUGCGUGCGGCAGUGCCCCGACUCCACGGUGGUCAUCCAGCCCCCGGCCUCGGUGGUCACCUUCCCCGGGCCCAUCCUCAGCUCCUUCCCGCAGCAGAGCCUCGUGGGCUCGGCCGGAGCUCCCUACGUCGGAGGCGGCUUCGGCGGCUCCUUCGGACGCCGUGGGGGCUCCGGCGGCUCCGGGGGCUUUGGGGGACUCGGAGGUUUUGGAGGAUUCGGAGGUUUUGGGGGCAGCUGCGGCGGCUCCAGAGGCUGCGGGCCCUGCUAGGCCCCAGCCCGAGCCCUGCCCCAGAGCCGGGAGAGCUCCAGGAGCGCCCCCGGCCCAUCCCCGCUCGCCAAGGCCCGGCUGAAGGACAGACCGACAGACGUGCCCCGGCCGCGCCCCGCCG